Molecule: messenger RNA, 2216 nt
Organism: Lacerta agilis (Sand lizard)
Lineage: Eukaryota; Metazoa; Chordata; Lepidosauria; Squamata; Lacertidae
Gene: SERPINF2
Product: serpin family F member 2
Exons: 8
Coding region: 21-1586 (521 amino acids)
Biological process (GO): negative regulation of fibrinolysis; negative regulation of endopeptidase activity
Molecular function (GO): serine-type endopeptidase inhibitor activity
Source: RefSeq, a predicted model, not a curated record
ACCCCACCCCGGGUUAAAAGAUGGCUGCCCCGUCCUGGCCUCUGCUGCUGCUCCUGCUGGCCGGGACCGGCCUGCCUGCUCUGCACGCGACGCACCACGGGGUCUCCAUUGCCCAUGCCUUUGAAGAUGAUGUGCAGAGGAACAUUCUCCAGUUCCUAGGGCCCAUUUCUUCACAGGGCGAUGAAGCAGAUGGGUUGGUGGAAGAAGCAUUGCUGCCGGAGGUUGCUUUGCCUGAGGCAGAGGUGCUCCCACCUGCAUCCAAGACCCAAGAGGGCCUCCUUGGCACCAUUAUGCCACCCUCUGAUCCAAGCCUGGCAGAGGAGGUUUCAGCCGCGGAGCUGGGAGAGCCCCAGAGCUCUUCUGAGGCAGAGGAGGAUGGCCGUGGAAGAAGCUGCGACAGGGACAUCCCUCUGGAGAAGACGCACGCGGUGGCCGAGGCUGUGAUGAAGCUGGGUGCUGACCUCCUGCGGCAGGUGGAGCUGGAGAACAGCAAAGGCAACCUCUUCUUCUCUCCCCUCAGCAUCGGCCUGGCGCUGGCUCACUUGGCUCUAGGCGCAGCCAACGAGACCGAGGAGCAGCUGCUGAAGGCUCUGCACAUGGAGUCGGUGCCCUGCCCACACCAGGCUCUGCGCACCGUCUCCCAGCACCUCAGCCAGACGACGCUCAGCAUCGCGGCCCGGCUUUACCUACAGAAAGGAUUCCCAGUGAAAGAGCAGUUCCUGGAGGACUCGGAGAAGUUCUACAGGGCCAAGCCAGCCACCCUGUCUGGGGACAGUGAGGCGGACCUGGCAGCCAUCAACACCUGGGUGAAGGACGCGACCCAUGGGCAGAUCCCCACCAUGCUGACUGAGCUGCCGGCCAGUGUCGUGAUGCUGCUGCUCAAUGCGGUGUACUUCCAAGGGUUUUGGAAGAACAAGUUUGAUCCCCUUCUGACUGAGCCUGACACGUUCUACCUGGAUGAUGAAUUCACCGUCUCCGUGGAGAUGAUGCGGGCUCGCGGCUACCCUCUCAGCUGGUUCACCCUGGAAGCCCAGGAUGUCCAGGUGGCCAGGUUCCCCUUCAAGGGCAACACGAGCUUUGUUGCCAUCCUUCCAAACCACCCUGAGCGGAACUUCUCUCGGCUGCUCUCCGAUCUCAGCCAGGCCAACUUCCAAAGCCACUUCCCCAAGGAGAGGCCCACCAUGGUGAAGAUGCCCAAACUGUACCUGCAGCAUCACCUGGACCUAGAGCAAGCCCUCAGCCAGUUGGGCCUUGGUGAGCUGUUCUCUGCCCCGAAUUUCCACCCCAUAACAGAGGGUCCCCUUGUGGUCUCCAGUGUCCAGCACAGAGCCACCCUGGAGAUUUCUGAGGCCGGGGUAGAGGCAUCCGCUGCCACCAGUGUCUCCAUGUUCCGUUCCUUCUCUGCUUUCAACCUCAACCAGCCCUUCCUCUUCAUCAUCCAAGAGGACACCACUGGCAUCCCUCUCUUCCUCGGCGCCAUCCGGAACCCCAACCCCAGCGCCCCUCAGGAGAGGAAGACGAAUGACUGUGCUGAGGGAAAUGAUGAAAAGCUCUUUCUGUGCUCCACGGACCAAGAGAAACCCUGAAUGCCUCAGAGGCCUCCAGGAUGCAUGAAACCCAAGAGGGCAAGUGUGCUGUGGCCUGUCAGGGUUUUUUUUCAGCAGCCUCUCCCCAAAUGUCCAGAAAAGCCACCCUUUCACUUAACUGGCUGCCAUCCUGUACCCAGUCCUGCAAGAUAUAAAAUACGGCCCUAUUGACUCAUCUUCUUCUCAGUGGCCCUUGCGGAUGGGAUCCUGCACCCUGACCUGCAGGCCUUUAGCCCUAGAAUUGAAGCUGAGCAAAAGGUCACAAGGUUGCACCUUCUCCUCUGGCGCUUUAUUCUGCAGGGACUCUGGCUGAGGAAUCUGAAGGGUCACAGAUAUGAAUGAGCUGUGAGUGCCGUGAAAUAAAAGGAUGCAGAGAAUACAAGAACCAGCAGCAGCAGCAGCAGCCCAGAGCCUGGGGAGUUUACGUGCUCACUUCCCGUCUUGCCACCAGCUUCUCUUCGGUGUUGCAGCCCCACAAUAGAUCCAGACCACAACCUUUCCUUUCUGGUGGCCACAAAAAUGCAACAGAAUAGACUGCAUAGUGCUGCACAACUCAAGUUAAGGAAAAAAUAAGAGUGUUGGGAAUUGCUAGGAAAAUAAACCUGCUGGUAUCCUAAUGCCUGUUGCCAC